Messenger RNA from Anopheles funestus (African malaria mosquito), 5466 nucleotides. RefSeq names its product transmembrane channel-like protein. Gene Ontology annotation, molecular function: mechanosensitive monoatomic ion channel activity. The record is from RefSeq and is a predicted model, not a curated record. Bases 1104 to 5240 code for a protein of 1378 amino acids. The transcript is spliced from 8 exons. Lineage: Eukaryota; Metazoa; Arthropoda; Insecta; Diptera; Culicidae. Gene Ontology annotation, cellular component: plasma membrane.
CUCGAUCCACCUUAUCACAUUGCUAUACCGUCUUUAAUUCGUUUGAACGCAGUGAACGCAUGAACGGCCAGACUCAGCAAGUGCCCGCCAGUGGGAACAUCGAACGACGAAAGGCCGGCAAGUCGAAGUUGCUCCAACGAAGUCUGCUGUAACGUAAUGAGAGCGAUUAUUAAUGGUGCCAGCCAUAAUCAAUUAUCAUUCGAUGUAACAUGCUGUUACGAACGAACCAUGCCAUUGCAUACUUCACGGCGUUUUUAUUUUUCUCACCCCUAUCCUGUUCACCACGGCCCCGAUGCUUCGUUAUCACUUUUGUUUUAUCCACCAGCGGUCGGAUCCACGUGCGAAGGAAAAUUAUCGUUCAUCCCAUUCUACACCGGUGGUUCCAGAGUGAAUGUGAGGUACUUUAAAAUCAACUAGAAAACAUGGGUGUGGAAUGACGUUGACGUCGUCUUCACCGUCGUCGAUUAUCGAACGCAAUACUUGUUCGAUCGAUCGAAGUGCACAUGGAGCGAUUAUUGUUUUCUACUGGAAACGUCGAGCGGAGCGGUUGUGUCAGUUGUGCUGCCGUUGUUUUUAGUAUUCUAUUUAUAUACACGCAAAGCUACGUUUAGAUGAACUUAAUUGUGGCUAUUUUUGGAGUGCUUGUUGCUUAAUCGUCGUACCAAUAACGACGCUUAACAUUCAACUAGACAGACGUGUGUCUGGUGGAUAUACACAGCAAACAGAAAUGUUUGUUAUUAGUAAAGAAACCUGCUUCCAUCGGGUUGGACCAUUCUCGAAACGCAGCAGUUUCAUUUUCCACUCUCAUUUCCCUACUCUAUCAGCUUUCACCGCCAUCAUCCGUAUCGCCACAACUCUCUGUCACGUGGGCCUUUCCACCCGUGGGACACUCACCCGACAUUUUGCCCGAGGACGCAGAUGCCAGUGAUUUGAGCACGGAGCCACAUCCGGAAGUUAUUAGUGUUCCGCCGUUACACGAUGGCGCUGGUGGUGCGGUGCGUUCUCCAACUGUCGGAAACGACCCGUCGGCAAAGGUGUCCGUGGAACAACAGCGUGUCAAGCGCUCAGUGAAAGCUUUCUGUACGGUCGGGACCGGAAGCGUUAUGAAAUCACCGGACGCCCCGGGAGGCACGUUCUUUGGAGGUGACGCUGGUUCUGGCAUUCGCUGUGAGUCGGACGAUGAUGAGGACUAUUCCGCCAGUAUUAAUGCGAUCAUUCAACGAAAAGCAAGUGUUAAGAAAAAGCGCGGAGGUUACAAAGGAGUACAUCAUCGACGAACUUCGAGUCCGGCCAGCCAGAUGAUGGGACUGGCAUCGGAACCGAUGGCCGAUGGGCGACGUCGAUCAAGCGUCUAUACUACCAGCUCGGGUGAAACGGGAAUCACACUGCCCGGGGAUGACCACUCGAUUGGACGCGAUGAAUCCGCCGGACGGCAGGAUAAACUGUUCGACACCAUUCGGCUCCACAAGGAGGUACUGCAGACGGUCAAACUGCAGCCAAUUAGCAUGAAGCGGAAGUUACGACUCGUACAGCAAGCGAAAAGUUACAUUACCCGACAUGAAGGAGCCUUGCAGGAACAUUUUACCUCCCGUACGGCACGCAGUUUGCUGGCACAGUUCAAUAUCUUUCUCACCACGAAAUGGCAACAACUGCUGCGAGAGCUCGCCAAUCUGGCCACCUACCUGAUACCGUGGGAAUCACGCAUCAAGGAAAUUGAAUCACACUUUGGCUCUGUCGUUGCCUCGUAUUUCACCUUUCUCCGUUGGUUGUUCUGGGUGAAUGUUGUCAUCUCGGUGUUGCUGGUCGUGUUCAUUAUGGUACCGGAGGAGAUUUACGUCGAUCCGGUAAAGGCCAAAUGUGACAUCCGGAAGACCAUGUCUAAGCAAGAGUUAGCCCUAACGCGAAAUUUCAGCACGAUCUGGGAGUUUGAAGGUCAUCUUAAGUAUUCACCGUUAUUUUACGGCUACUAUUCCACCUUCUCCGGAGCGAUUGCAUGGGGUUACAAUCUUCCUUUGGCUUACUUCUUCACCGGGCUGGUCGUGUACAUUUACAGCUUUGUAGCCACGUUAAAAAAAAUGGCUGAAAACUCGCGAAUGUCAAAAUUAUCCUCCAAAGACGAUGAGUACGUGUUUUCUUGGAAACUUUUCACCGGUUGGGACUACAUGAUUGGCCAUAUGGAGACGGCCCAGAAUAGGAUGGCAUCUAUUAUACUGGGCUUUAAAGAGGCACUCUUGGAGGAGGCCGAAAAGAAAAAGGAUACGCGAAACUGGAAGAUUAUUCUGCUGAGGAUCCUGGUAAACUUUCUCAUACUAGGACUGCUAGUUAUCUCCGCGUACGAGGUCAUUCUGGUUGUGAAACGAUCGAUGGACAUCAAGGAAUCCGAUUCGUGGUGGAGACGAAAUGAAAUCACUGUCGUCAUGUCGCUCAUCUCGUUCUUCUUCCCGAUGAUUUUCGAGGCCCUUGGCAUCAUCGAGUACUAUCAUCCAAGGAAACAGCUUCGUAUACAGCUCGCCCGGAUUAUGGUGCUAAACAUGUUGAAUCUAUACUCACUUAUAUUCGCUCUGUUCGACAAAAUUGCACACAUGACGGGGGAGUUGCGUAGAAUGAAACCAACCAACUUUACUUCGUCGGCUUCUUCGUGCUUUCUACCGGAAUCGGGUGCCAAAUGGAAUGUAACACCUGCCGGUGAGCUACAGUCCGAGCGAUCAUUCCUGUUGGAAAUGUUGGCGGAUUUUAACCGAAGUGGUGUCGGACCGGGCACUAUGUUAGCUAAUGGGAGUAACUGUUUUCGAGUUCCUUUUAAUUGUACGGAAGUUACUAGUACGGCUACGCUGUUGACUACACUGCUACUGACAAGCAUGUCCACCACAACGGUUCCAGAGCAAUCCAGCCCUACGACGGCAUUAGCAUCGAGUGAGUUGCCGACCACGAACUUCAAUCCAACCACAUGGAAAGGUUAUCGUUCGCCUUAUGAUGGAUACGACUACGACGAGGAGGAUAUGGACUAUUAUUUGGAGUAUCGCGCCCGUCUUCUACCCAAUGACAAGCUCGAGGGUGUUCCGAUUAAUAAACGUGAAGCCGUUUACGAACUCCUCAGCGAACGCAACGAAACCACCAUAAGUGAAAAUGAUGAUAACAACUUUUUAGAUAAUGUUACUACAGUUCAAAGCACUGCUGUUCCUACAGUCAGCACGGAAGACUUUCAAACAAUGACAUAUACUGAGCUUCACAGUUAUGUGACUGGAAGAUAUAAUGAUUUUUUGGCCUCUUAUUACUACGACUCAGAUGCAGAUGAUGGUCUGGAACAAACGGAAAGCGAUGACGAAGAAGAAGAGUACAGGUUAAAUCAAUUUUUAACGUCGGAAGAAGCGAACAUCCUCCAUUCUUCUACAACUACCGAACAAUUUGAUCUGGUACCGGAAUUUACAACAGAACCAAACACUCCUGGAGAACUCCUCUCCACUGCAGAACAGCUGCUAACAGAUUCAACAACAGACAAGAAUGUGGAAAAGUUUUUUGCAACACAAAUUAAUACAUCACCGACUACACAGUAUGAUAGUGAUGUUACUACGCAGUUCUCCGGAGUUGAAGAAAAUAUCUAUGCGACAACUGCCGAAACACCAAUUGUUGGAAAGGGAACGUGGCAAACAGAAAGCACCGGUGAAGAAGAAUUAUUGUUUACUACUGAAACGCCAAAUCUAUGCUAUCGUUGGGUUUGUCUACCGGGCAACUUACAGACCCCGGAGAGUCAGGAAAGCAAGUAUCGAAACGCGGACAUUCGUUCAUUGUGCUGGGAGACGAUGUUUGGACAAGAGUUGGCAAAAUUAACGGUAAUGGAUUUGAUAGUGACGAUAGUGUCGACUCUGAUUUUAGAUUUUCUGAGAGCUCUUUUUGUGCGGUUCAUGAACAGUUGCUGGUGCUGGGAUUUGGAGAAGAAGUUUCCCAAAUAUGGAGACUUCAAAAUAGCAGAAAAUAUUUUGCAUCUCGUAAACAACCAAGGCAUGGUAUGGAUGGGCAUGUUCUUCUCGCCAGGUCUCGCCGUAUUGAACAUCGCUAAGCUAGUGAUCAUACUAUAUCUGCGUUCGUGGACCGUUCUAACGUGCAAUGUUCCACACGAGGUCGUCUUUCGAGCUUCUCGUUCAAACAACUUCUAUUUCGCACUACUGCUAACCAUGCUCUUCCUUUGUGUACUUCCCGUAAGCUACGCCAUCGUGUUCCUUGAGCCAUCGUGGCACUGUGGACCGUUCUCAAACUCGAACCGCAUCUAUCACCUUCUCACGAAUGCCACCGAACAAAUAGUACCGGAGAUGAUUACCAAGUACAUUGUGUCACCGGCUGCCGUCAUUCCACUGCUCGUGCUACUCAUCCUGAUUAUCUACUAUCUCAUCUCCCUUACCGGGUCGUUGCGUGAAGCGAACCAAGAUCUCAAGCUACAGCUGCGCAAAGAACGAACCGAAGAGCGAAGAAAAAUGUUUAAAAUUGCCUCAAGCACACAACAACAAACAGCGGGCACCGGAAUGACGGGCAUCAAUGGACUCUCAAGCUCCUGGCAUAAAGUGCUCGAUUCCACGCAACUCCGCCUCCAGUCUACAACGGAUAAUGCAACCGACUCGGAGAACUCCAGCUCGAAGCGUAAAGAACUGCUACAACGCAUGAUGAAGAAAGCAUUGCAGAAAGAAAGCUCCCUCGGUUCGGAAGUAGAGCCUGCAGCUGGUGCGCAACAGAGUUUGACUGCCGAGUCUCCGUUACCGAUCUCACCGCCCGUCAUUGGAACGAUUAACGAAAAGAAUCGACCCGCUGUACAGGCGAAACCAACGGCUAAAGAGCCCAAGGAUGCUAGCGACUCGGAUGUGUUUCGUUUCGAUCGUCGUGCAGUAGAACACAUGAACCGCCAAGCUGGUGAAGAAGAAGCGGGUCACGGCAUUAAUGAAGGUGAAAAUGGUAGAAAAAAGUUCGAAAGAACGCGCCCAUCAACGGCAGAACGGUUCCGAAUGGCGGCGCAGGCCGAACGACGGCGCCAACAAAAUAAACUGGCAGCAGGAAAGAUGGCGGAUAAAACUGCCGAUUGGAUUGAAAAGAUUCCAGUCAUUACGAUCAGCAAAACAUCGAGCGAUGAAUGCAUCAUCGAUUCUGACCUAGACGAUCCAAAUGAUCCUGCUGUUGCGACGAGUACGGAAUUCAGCGCUGAACGUCGAAAGGAACUUUCGCCAUCAAACAAGAAACCGUCUGCGGCGAGCUAAAGUGCAAUCGUUGUAUUUUGAACAUUUACUUACCUAAUCCGUACGUCGUAUGUGAAGCAAACAAGCAUUCGUGUGAUCUCAGUGUGCACUACUUUUUGAUGUGUAUUUAUUAUUAUUACUUUAGGAACUUGAAAGAUUUAGAUGUUGUUAGGCAAUUUUCAGAACUUUAACACAUAAUAUAUUGGAUGUUGGGCGUUUUAAACCGAUUUAUGAUAAAGCGACGAAA